AGCAUUUGGAAGUAACAGGACCUCUUUUUAGCUCUCUGAAGAGUUUGAGGGGAGGAAGGAGCGGUGCAUUUUCCAAAGCUACGCAGGAGAUUCUUUGACGGAUUACAAUCUCAGCAAACUCCAACUCGAGAAGAAGAAUGACAGCUAAGAGACUUAAACCAGACUUUUCCCCAUCCUGGAAAGGAACUGGCUGCCAGUAUUUGGAGUUUUUUUAAUACUCUGCCUCCCUCUGCUGUUACCAGCGAGAAGUUCUUCGACAAUGGGAAAUCAUGUACUUGCGGCUUCGAUUUCCAUGCUCUCCAUCCUGGCGAUGAUGGGAGAUGCGGACAGUAAAACAGACAGUUCCUUCAUGAUUGACUCCGACCCCAGCCGCUGUAUGAGGCAUCACUACGUUGACUCCAUCAGCCACCCCCUCUACAAGUGUAGCUCAAAGAUGGUGCUGCUGGCUCGCUGUGAAGGACGCUGCAGCCAAACAUCACGCUCAGAGCCGAUGGUUUCUUUCAGCACCGUCCUGAAGCAACCUUUCCGCUCCACCUGCCACUGCUGCCGGCCCCAGACCUCCAAGCUGAAGGCCAUGCGGUUGCGAUGCUCGGGGGGCAUGCGGCUCACUGCCACUUACCGCUACAUCCUCUCCUGCCACUGCGAGGAGUGCAACUCCUAGGGACGUACCUGCCACAGCAGAGAGGGGACUGGGAUGCUGCUGUUGGGGAAGGCUCCCAAGAAGUAACCCAAGGUGAGGCCGACAUUCCCAGCAUACGAUUACAGCGAGGACAGGACUAACCAGGCUGGAUUGGAUCUGAGAGCUAAAGUGUAAAAUAUCCUGGGGCCCUGGAUGGUGCUGGUACCGAAGUGUGGGCCAUGACAAAGGCAAAAGCAUGAGGACUUGGUUUUAAGAAGCCUUUCUUUUUUUCUGAAAGGAUAUUUUUGUGAGUUUCUUCUUUUUCAGGCUCAGCUCUGCCUACAGAGAGGUGCUUUUACUUUAGGCCACAGGCAGCAGGGGAAAAGAGAGGAAGGUCAGCCUGACGACAGCACUGCGCUCUGGAAGGUGGCGUUCGGACAGAGGACAGGCAUCAGUUCCCACAUACAACCUCUUAACCUAUCAAUUUAUUCUCAGUCUCCUAGUUAUAUUGGCCUUCAAGACAAACUGUGUUGUUGGCAAGGGUUAUCUGUUACUGAUCUACCAGCCAAGUGCUGGGUAACGUUAACUGUGGUUUAGCAGAAAUUACAAAUAAAUAAUUGAAAAGUGAA
This is a messenger RNA of Cariama cristata (Red-legged seriema), 1248 nucleotides long. RefSeq names its product Norrie disease (pseudoglioma) (gene NDP). Gene Ontology annotation, biological process: Wnt signaling pathway. Lineage: Eukaryota; Metazoa; Chordata; Aves; Cariamiformes; Cariamidae. The record is from RefSeq and is a predicted model, not a curated record. The transcript is spliced from 3 exons. Bases 260 to 661 code for a protein of 133 amino acids.